AUGAGUGGUUUACUUAAUGAACUGCAACGCAUUACCAACGAUCUACAUUCCGAAAAGGCACCAACACGGAAUAAAGCUAUAGAGCAGCUGGAUCAAAAGUUAAACAAUUCCAAAGAAGCUAUCAAUGAUGUUUUGGCCAGAAAGAAGGAACUAUCAUGGCAAAAUGUAUUUGAGGCCACCAAGGAGGCCAUAUUCAGACAUGCUGCCAAUAUGCUGGAUGCCCGGGAAAAAGCUUUUAAGGCAUUGGCAGAUAAACGCUACCUAUACGGCAAUGCGAUCACCAAGAUUAUUGACUACAAUCUGGAGAUUGGCAGAACAAACGGCGCCUACUUUCUAGACAAGUCCACUGUGUUUAAUGCAUUUGAAGAGGGCUUGAAGCAGCGCGGAGUAGUGCAGCAUUUUGGUGACCAUUUCAUAAAUAUACUAGACAGAGGCAUCUAUCUGUCGCCCAGCUAUGUGCGUGACCUUAAAGUCAGCGAAUAUAGUCGCAUUUUGUCGUAUCUCUUUGAGCUGAAUGUUGAUAAAGAUGAGUUCCUGCACUCCAAGCUACUCAAGUGUAUAACAAAAACCUUACAAUUGGCCCAAGACCGUGUGCAGCUGCAUGCAGACCUGGAUGGCUACUUGCCUGCAUUAAUCUCCUUUGCUCAGGAGCCCCAUACUGCGGAUAGAAAAUGUGAAAUUGUUCGCAUCUAUCAGCUGUUUGUUAGUCAACUAGCUGUUAACUAUCAUCAUAAUUUAUGCAAACAUAUGCAAGAAAUUAUGCCAAAACUUUGUGAAUUCCACAACGAUGAUGUGUUUCGUGAUGAUACCAAGACUAUAUUCUUUGAUUGCAUUAUACAAUCAUUGCAUGCACUUUAUCCCAAAUUGCACAAUGGCGAUUUCGAUACAUUCCAUGUGGCGCUAAAUGAAAGUUGGCCGCAAACUAUGCAAAAACUAAAGAGUAUUAUACACAUGGAGAUUAGAAGAAACUCAAUGGUGCGCUGUAAAACUUCACAACUGCUUAGCGACAAGUUCUCAGAGGAGUUUAUAAAGAUGUCAUCGCUCGUUAUGUAUAUUUUACUAUGGCAUUUGGAGACGAACAGAAACGCUGAUGCAGCGGAGGCACCGAAUAAACGCCAACGUGUGGAUAAAAUGGAAACCAUGUUUAACCUGAUAGACAAGCAGGAGACUAGCUUUAAUGAUAUAUGGUUUGCCAUAUGCGCUGAGCUGCUGCUGCUAAGCGAUUGCAUUAUAAACGCUGCCAACUAUCAACAAAUACUGCAGACCACAUUGGAUGUGCUGCUGAUCGAUGGCAAUGCGCGUAAUAUGCGCAGUGUGCGACAAUGCUUGAGCAGCUUGCUGCAAAAAGAGCAGCAACUGGUGCAGUCACAGGGCAUGCAGCCAAACUAUCUGGCUGAGGCCUGGACACAAAUUGCUACACAUCUCAUAGCCGAAGUGCAGCCAGCUGCGACUGUUAUACAAGAAAAGCAAUUGAUAUUGCAGCUAAUGAUUAGACAUCAGAAAUUGAGUGCAACAUUGUGUAGCACAUUGCUGCAGAGCAUUACAACAACACAAAUGCUGCGGCGUAAUGAAUGCAUUGCCACUAUACGUGAGAUAUUUAAGCAUGCGGAGCAUUGUGGACUGGACAAGACCGCCGCUGAAAUGGAAUCCAUUAUCAAUUGGGCUUUUGCUAGCGAUAAAAGCAGCGCUACACAAAUGAUACACAACAUAGCAGCGCUUGAUGCGAAGCUCUUGGCGGACACUUUUGCCAUUGGGAUUAUCAAUUUUCUGGAUGAGCAGCAGCUGAAGCAAUUGACUAGCAAUGCAACUGCAACGCCAAUAGCUGCAAGCAAUUUGCAAUUGCUACAAUUCAAAUACAAUGAACAGUUGGUCUGCUUGCAGCAGAGUUUUCAGUUGCAGCUGCAAGUAGCGGACAGCCAGCAAAGUGCCGUUGUAAUAGGCAAUAAGAAUUGUUUAUUUCAAAACAAUUUCGAGCUGCUGAUGCGUCUGCUUAACUUCGGCACAAGCAAUGAGCAUUGCAUAGGUGCUAUACUAAAGGAUCUCAAGAGUCUGUAUAAGCUGGUCUGCUUUAUAGAGCGUUUGCUUUAUUACAAAGUGCUCGAUGCGCAGAAUUUCAUGCAGUGCGUGCUUAUUAAACGCAUUGGCUUGUUUCUCAGUCAUAUCGAGUUUCAGUACAAGGCAAAUGAACUGAGCAGCAUGGAUGACUGCGACUUGCAGGACAUUUUACAACAGCAGCUGCUUGUGCUGGAUGUGUUUAGCUCGCAUCCGAUUUUGCUGCAGUAUCUGGAGACACAACCGAUUGAUAUGCUGCUGGAGUUUAUAGGCGCUGUGCUGAAGCAGAACUCAACUCGACGUGAUCCGCUGGAAAGCAAGGAUCGCUCUAGCUUAACAUUGAAGUGUUUGCAUAUACUUGGACGAGUUUGCGCUUAUAGCAGCUGGAGCCAUGAAGCGUUCAAGCAUAUAUCGCAGCAUAUUCGAGCACAGAGUCCACCAGAGCAUGUGCUGCUAGUUAUCAAGAUGCUUUGCAGCAGCAGCAAGUUAUCGGAUGAGUGCAUAGGCUGGCUGGUGGAUGAACUAAAAACUUUGAUACAGCAUCACUAUCUCAAUGCGCAGAUUGUUAGCCAGCUGGUGGAUUACAUGCCGGUUAUAUUCUACUUUGUCUACAAUCUGGAGCAGCUGCUGGAUGACAUGUUGAUUGCGCUAAUGUCCAUGCUUAAGAUAUCCAUGCGCAAAUCCUAUCCCACGCAUAUAUCAGUCAAGAUUAUAAGCUGUGUAGCUGAGAUUGCACAGCGUUGCUCCAACAUCUAUGAACUUGACAAUUUUGCCGUCAUCUGCAAGUCAGUGGGUAAAUUCCUAACCAUGCCCACACUGGAAGUGCGCCUGAAAACGCUCAGCACGUUGACGCUGCUGUUGAAUACAAACUAUUGUAAUGAGCAGUUGAACGCGGUUGGCUCUUCUGAGCAACAUUUGGAGUUUUGUGAGCAGCUCUAUGAGACUAUUGAUUGGAAUAAGCUAACGUUUACAAGCGAAGAUUUGAAACAAAAUUGUAUAUCUGUGAUUAUACAAACGCUGUUGGCUUUCUUUGCCUACAGCACAUAUCAUCAGGAGCUGGCAUUGCAGCAUCUUUUGGAGCAUUGUGCUGAACACAAACUAACUGAAACUGAUUUUAGUGCCUUAAAGAGCAACGUGCCGGAUCGAGGUCAGCCCCUGCGUGAGCUAAUCAAGCCCUAUGCAGAUGUCUUGCUGCACAACUGGAUUUCCAAGCAGUAUUCACACUCCAAAUUUCCUUAUUACUUAUGCUUUAAUACUAAAGAGGAAUAUCUAAAUGCACAUGCUGGCCACAUAUUGGCUUAUACGCUUAUCUAUGCCAAGCCAGAGGAUGUAAAACGCAUUGAUAAAAGUUUAAGCAAAGAGUCGGCGCUGCCUGUACUGCUGGCCUAUGUGCUGUCUGAUCUGGCUGAUUGCGACGAAAGUGAAUCUGUGCUUUUUAGACAGCAUCAUGAUAAUCUAACAAAAAACUUGGCACAGCUAAAACUAAAUCCCUUAGAUCUGCCACUCAAUGCUACGACGCUCUACAAUGCCAUCAAGCUGGUGCUGGAUAAGGAGCAGCUUGCCAAGCUGUUUGGACAAGCAGUGAGCUGUGCUCGCAUGCCCAUGUGGUAUAAUCUAAGUGUCAGCUCGCUCUUCAAGUGCCUUAAAGCAAAUAUUCAAGGACGCAGUUGGUCGCAGGAUGCGCGCAUACAGUGGAUGUCUGCGUUGAUGUUCGAGCAGCCGCAUGUGUUAAUAGACUUGUUGAUAAUACUCAAAAGCGAUUGCUAUAACGCUGUUAUCAGCAGUCAUGUGCUGCGUUGCUUCUUUCUAUAUGCCAUCCUGGCAGUGGCCACAUUGGAUGCAGUUAGCGCACUGGAGGCCAGCGCCAAGGCAGAGCCAGACAGUUUGCUUUUAACAGUGCAUGCUGCAUAUUUUGUGCGUGAUGCUUGGUACUUUAGCUGUCGCUUGCUGUUAGCUACCAAGUGUGCGCAAGUGCAACAUGCUGUCCUGCAGUUGUUGCAGCAACUGCUGAGCAAGGGCAACUUUGAAGCCGCUUGCCUGAAUGCGCAUAUGGAUGAUAUAGCCAAGAUAUUGGUGCAGUGUGUGCAACAGUUGCACCAGCCACAUUUAAAGCAACAAGCCAUUGGCCUUUUGGAAACUAUUGUAGACAACUAUGCUGAGCAGCUGCAUUUGGAUUCGUUGCUGGCUGAGGCAAGUGAAACAGCCGAGUGGCUAGCGCUGCGCCAAAAGCUUGCUACCAAUUCGCCAAACAGCUUUGAGCUAGACGUGGCCAGCAGCAUACGCGUAUUCCUCAAGAGCAGUCGCUUGCAGUCGCUGCACACGCUGCGUAAAUAUCUAGCGGAGCACAAGCAUCACCUGCAAGAUCAGGAGCAAUUGUUGUUGGAGCUAUAUAAUCGUCUCAUACGCAUGGUGCGCGAACAGGAGCACAGCCUGGAAGCGCUCAAAUGCUUGGCCGAGCUGGGACCUCUGAAGAUCAAACAUAUUUCGUAUUAUUUUCAAACCGAUUUCGAUGCAGUGCAGCAGCCCACUGAGCAGCCCAUGGAGCAGUUUCUGGGCAGCAUUAUGCAAACGCUCGAGCAGCACUUGUUUCAGUUUAAUAUACACACACAGCAAUCGCUUAUUAAUGUGGCCAUCGAUGUAGUGAAUAGCCCAAGUGGCCGCAAAUUAAUAGCGGAGCACACAAAUCUGCGCAUCUUUAGCACCAAAGGCAGCAAAGCGAGUUUUUUGCAUGCAAGUGGCAGCGUACGCUGCAUAGAUUGGUUAAACCUGUUGCGCUCCUGUGAGCACUUGGACUACGAGUCCUGGCUGUGCACAUUUAUGAGUCGCAUUUUUAUAGCUUGCGGCUGGCAGGGAUUUGAUGCUUUUGCUGGCAAAUGCUUUAGCUUUGCCAAGGCAUGUUUGCAGCCGUUUAUUAAGCUGCUCUUGGCUGACAAGGAUGUGCACUUGGAGAGCUUGUGUGCCAUGUUGGACUACUUUUUUGCCAAGUCUUGUGAUAGCCAAGCCAGCACUGGCAUCUACCAAGAGAAGCGCGCAAUUAAACGUUUUCUCUACAUGUGCGAAUGCGUGCGCUUUUGUAACAAUUGGCAAAUACCCAUAAAGCUGAGCAAUGUAGUCAGAGCCAGCAAUCAUUGUCAAGCCUACUUCUUGAGCAUUAUGUACCUGGAAUUGUGGGCCUGCUCCGCUUCAGCUACAGAGCUGACAAACAGCAGCAUAUUGGCAGAUGAGGAAUUCCAAAACUGUGCCAAAACAGCCUACGAGUCCAUAGGCUGUCUGGAUGCCAUACCGGGUUUUCUCAAUCCGCUACGCUCGCGCUUGGAUUACCUCAGUCUGAACAAUAAUAUAUGCGGCAUUUUGGUAGAGUCCGAUGGCCUGGACAUGCCCAAUAGUCAGCUCUGUUUGGACAUCAUGAAAAGCAAUGGCAUGCUCACGUUUGCCAAGUUGCAGCAGCAACAAAGUCAAAGCAAGCAGCUGGACUAUGAGAUCUUGUGGCGUCUGGGUCAGUGGGAUGAGCAAGUCGAUGGCCAUCAGAAAGUGAAUACGGCCAACAACAUGGAGCUGGAGUUUAAGAAGCACCACUACAUGGCACUCAAAAGCAUCAGCAAUCGCGAGGAGGAGAACACACUCUCAGCCAUAAAUAAUGCCUAUAUAUGUGUGCAGCAUAUUCUGCGGGACAUCAGCGUCGAGUGUCUACAGUCUGUCUACAAGUAUAUGACCUGGCUAUGUACGCUGCAGCAGGCAACAGAUUUCUGUCAGCUUCAAUUUGGCAAUCAUUUGAGCAGUGACGAAAUCAACGGAACAUUGGAUAAAUGGCGAACGGAACUGGAGCUGACCUAUGGCAACUUCAACUGCAAGGAGCACAUACUCACGCAUCAGAUAACGCUCUUCAAGCUGGCGGGCACGCGUGCCAAUCGACGCCUCCAACAGUACUACAAACAGACGCCAGUGGACACAUAUUUGCUCAAGUGCAUAGCUGAGUGCAAGGCGGCGGGCAAGCUGAAUUUGGCCAGCAAAUAUAUUGCCAUGUUGCGCACUAUGCCGGAAGUAAAGGCGCCGACCAAGAUUUCAGUGCUUCUGGAGGAUGCGGCUGUGAAUGCCAGGACAGGAAACUAUCAGACGGCAAAGGCAAUACUGCAGCAUGUGGUUAACCACAAUGAGUUUCAGUUUUGCCUGCAGCGUGUGCCCGCGUUGCGGCUGCAGGGCGAGUUUCUGCUGGACUGCAAUGGCGAGAGUAUGGCGCAUACGCUGGAGCACAAGUUCAUGGGCUCGUUGAAGCUGCUGGAACAGUUUCGCAAGCACAAAACACUGCUAAUGGAGAAGCAUCCGGAUAUUUUUGCCUGGCAGAGCUUUGAUGCGUUCGAGAAUGAGCAACGCAUGGCGGCGCAUGAGGCGAUUGCCAAGUAUGCGGAUCGGGAAUAUCAGCAGCUGCACGACUAUCGCCAUUCGCAGGAAUAUGAAAUGCUGGCCCACAUUACGAUGCACAAUCUACGCUUGGCGGGCACUGUGACGGAUCGCCAGAAGGCGCCCGAAGAUCGUGACCGUCAAGUGGGCGCCAUGCACUUGAAACGUUUUGCCAAUCUAGAUGAGAAGGAACUGCAACGCAUCGAUGAUAAUCUCACCGAGCAUUUAUGCACAGCACUUGAGCAUUAUAUGCACUACUGUCAACUUGAUGGCGGCCAUUCCAAUGCGAAGAUCUAUCGCAUCAUAGCUCUAUGGUUUACAAAUGCGGAGAAUGCACAAAUGCUAUUGCAACUCAAGAGCAGCCUACACACGGUGCCCAGCUACAAGUUCAUCUGUGCUGUCAAUCAGCUGGCCGGACGUCUGGGCUCCAAGCAGGAUGACUUCCAUAAGCUGCUCGUUGAGCUGCUUGUGCGCUGCGCUCAGGAGCAUCCGCAGCAAACCUUCUACAAACUAUAUCCCUUGGUCUAUGCCAAUAUGGAUGGCGGCCAUGGCAAUUCGCAGCGCGCCGAUGUGGCCACCAAGCUUAUAGCCAAAGCUUGUCAAGGAAAUGCAGCGCUGGCUGUCAUAAGCAAACAAUUUGAAGCUAUGUUUCCAGCGCUCAUAAACUUUGCCAACUCUUACCUGGAGAUGCCGCCCAAGGGUGGCAGACCAAACAUCAAGGGCAUACCAGACAAGCUGAAGAAGCUAAACUUGCUCAAGCUAACCAGUGUGCAGUGUCCGACGCUGGAGCUGGCCAUACAGCCGAGUCAGCAGUACAAUGUUAACAGCAUUGUGCGCUGGAAGACAAGCGAGUUUUUAGUCUGCGGUGGACUCAAUGCGCCCAUCAAGCUCAUGUGCGUCUGCUCGGAUGGAUUGAUACGCGCACAGCUUAUCAAGGGCAAGGAUGACUUGCGUCAGGAUGCUGUGAUGCAGCAGGUAUUUGGCUUUGUCAACGAGCUGCUCAGCAGCGAGCCGGAGUUCAUAGAGCGCAAGCUACAGCUGCGCACCUACAAAGUGACGCCGCUUUCCAUGCGCAGCGGCAUAUUGGAAUGGUGCACCAAUACACUGCCCGUGGCAGCGUAUCUUGUAGGCGAUGGCGCUGGCGGUGCGCAUUUGAAAUAUAAUCCCAAGGAUUGGACAAAUCGCAAAUGUCGUGAAAUGUCUUUGGCUGUGCUGCGCAAGCCUGUGGCGGCGCGCCAGGAAGUGUACAAGGAGAUUUGCAAACGUGUGCAUCCUGUUUUUCAUUAUUUUUUGCUGGAAAAGUUUGCCAUACCUGGUGUUUGGUUCGAGCGACGUUUGGCUUAUACCAAUAGCGUUGCUACCACCUCCAUGGUGGGCUAUGUGCUGGGCAUUGGUGAUCGUCAUACGCAGAACAUUUUAAUUGAUGAAAAAACUGCCGAAGUGGUGCACAUUGACUUUGGUCAUGCCUUUGAGCAGGGCAAGGUGCAGGCUACACCAGAGACGGUGCCGUUUCGUCUAACACGCGAUUUUGUGUCAGCCAUGGGAGUCUGUGGCACAAAUGGCGUGUUUACCAAAUCCUGUGAAGCCACCAUGCAUAUACUGCGACGCUACAAAUCUGUAUUUGCCACUAUACUGGAGGUGCUGCUCUAUGAUCCACUCUUCAUAUGGGGCGUGCUGUCAAGCAAUCAAGCUACAACUAGUAAUGAAUCCAAGAAUUUAUUAGCGCAGCGUGCGCUCUUGCUGGUGCAGCAUAAGCUGGAGGGACGCGAGUCAGGCUUGCUGGGCAAUGCGAGUGUGGAGACGCAAGUGCAGCGGCUAAUAAAUGAGGCAACGCUGCCCAGCAAUUUGGCUUUGCUUUAUCCUGGCUGGGACCCCUAUCUGUGAUACGCACAGCAUAUUAUUA
This is a messenger RNA of Drosophila busckii, 8353 nucleotides long. RefSeq names its product serine/threonine-protein kinase ATM (gene tefu). The transcript is spliced from 27 exons. Lineage: Eukaryota; Metazoa; Arthropoda; Insecta; Diptera; Drosophilidae. The coding region runs from base 1 to 8334 and encodes 2777 amino acids. Gene Ontology annotation, biological process: DNA repair. Gene Ontology annotation, molecular function: protein binding; protein serine/threonine kinase activity. The record is from RefSeq and is a predicted model, not a curated record.